This is a messenger RNA of Lemur catta (Ring-tailed lemur), 726 nucleotides long. RefSeq names its product IZUMO family member 3 (gene IZUMO3). NCBI's taxonomy places the organism in Eukaryota, Metazoa, Chordata, Mammalia, Primates, Lemuridae. Bases 1 to 726 code for a protein of 241 amino acids. The transcript is spliced from 7 exons. The record is from RefSeq and is a predicted model, not a curated record.
AUGGGUGACCUGCGGCUACUCUUGCUCUUGCCUCUGUCCCUGGUAGCCUUCCAUGGAGUCAAAGGCUGUUUGGAGUGUGACCCCAAAUUCAUAGAGGAUGUUAGUUCCUUGCUGUCAAAGCUGAUACCUCCAGAAGUCCCUGGCCGAACUCACCUGCUUGAACGGCAGAGUAAGGAGAUGAUCCAUUUAAGCUUCAAGGUCUCCCACAGUGACAAGAUGCUUCGGGUGUUGGCUGUCCAAAAGGUUGUCAAGUUGAGAACAUGGCUGAAGAAUGAAUUUUAUAAACUGAGCAAUGAAACAUGGAAAGGUGUCUUUAUCCUUCAAGGCAAGCUUCUCGAGGUCCGCCAAAUUCUGGAAUCCAAACUCAAGGAAUUAUUAAAGAACUUCUCUGAAGUUGCUUGUUCUGAAGACUGCAUUGUGGUUGAAGGUCCCAUCCUUGAUUGUUGGACCUGUCUCCGCGUGACAACCAGGUGCUUCAAGGGAGAAUAUUGUGGAGAUGAAGAUCCAAGGAAGGCUGAGAAUCGAAAGAUUGCACUAUUUCUGAUAUUACUGGCAACAGCUACAAUACUGGGAAGUGCUUUGUUACUAUUCCAUAUGUGUGUCACUCAUCGGAGGAAAAUGAAGGCAAUACGAAGGUCACUAAAGGAAUAUUUGAAGAAUAAACUUGACGAAUUAUUGGGGAUGACAGAGCAGAAGGAGGAGAGAGAUUUUAGACCCAGAAAAUAA